Messenger RNA from Actinia tenebrosa (Australian red waratah sea anemone), 762 nucleotides. Its product is annotated as perlucin-like protein. The record is from RefSeq and is a predicted model, not a curated record. NCBI's taxonomy places the organism in Eukaryota, Metazoa, Cnidaria, Anthozoa, Actiniaria, Actiniidae.
GCCAUUUUGUUUUGUGCAAAAACAUCGUUCACUCUACUAUCAAAAAUUACUUCUCCUCGAGUCUCCAAGUCGUACGCACGUUCGUAAUCAAUCACUGAAAGAUCGAACAAAGAUGUACAAGGUUCUGUUGUUGACUGCUAUGGUUCUGAUGGAAAACGUUUUUCUGUUUGGACCCCGCAAAACUGCUGCUGCAGCAAGCUCGAGAAUGCUGCCUGGCGUGGUUUAUCAGCCGUGUCACCAUGGUUGGGUGACCUACGAAGGCUCAUCAUCCUGCUACAAAGUACCACCGCACCCUACCAACAAUUGGUACGAAGCCCGUAAAACAUGUCUGUCCAUGGGGAGUGACCUUGUGAAGAUUACCUCGACUCAAGAGAACAACUACGUGGCCAUGCUUGUACACACGUAUUUCCCGUCAACCAAUUACAUGUGGAUUGGAUUCCUGGCAGAUGCGAAGCGCAAAUUCACCUGUGUGGAUGGCACCCCCCUGAUUGGUCAGUACUCGAACUGGGCCUCCGGUGAACCCAGCACGAAAGGUGAAGACUGCGGAUCGAUAUUUUUGACUAAAAUACAUGACAUGAAGUGGAAUGAUCUUUCGUGUCUGUGGACCACUAAAAUAGGCUAUGUCUGUGAAAAAGAAAGGCCUAAGAUCGUGCAGAGAGGGUGUUAAGACUUUUCUGUAACGACCAUUAACUAUGGUCGUCAUUCAAGUAGCUGUAGUACAUGAAAUGAAUGAAUGAAAUAAAUGUUGGUGAUAAAGGUCAA